UAAAUAGAAACUCCUUUUAAACAUACUGUGGCCCUUUUGAUUCUUCUAGAAACUAUGCUUCUAGCGUCUCCGAUCUCCGCCAGAUCCGCGACUAACGAUCUAAUCCAUGCCAAGCGAUCCUUCCAGCACCAGUGUCGCCCGCGGCAGAGGGCAUCGAUCCAGAACGGAUCGCGUCGGAUUUCCCGGAUUGCUGCUGCUGCUUCCCAUUCGAUCGUGGCAGCGAGCGAUCCACACUUGGAUGCGUGGAAGACGUGGUCAGUGCUGCUGGCAUCGGGCGCAUUUGGCCUCUGGUCCGAGAGAAGCACCAAAUGGGGGAGCGCACUGAGCGGCGCGCUGGUGAGCACUCUCUUCGCGCUCUUGGCCAGCAAUCUGGGCAUCCUUGCCACGGAAUCGUCAGUCUAUGGCACUGUCAAUGCCUUCUUGCUGCCUCUCGCGAUUCCACUGCUGCUCUUCUCGGCGGACAUGAAGCGUGUUCUCACUUCCACUGGUCGCCUCCUCCUCGUCUUCCUCCUUGGCUCAGUGGCAACGAUCAUAGGAACUUUGGUGGCCAUGAAGCUCGUUCCAUUGACAGGCCUGGGCACCGAUGGAUGGAAGAUUGCUGCGGCGCUCAUGAGCAGGCACAUUGGUGGAGCCGUGAACUACGUUGCUGUCUCGGAGGCACUUGGAGCAUCGCCGUCGGUGGUAGCAUCCGGUCUCGCGGCUGACAACUUGAUCUGUGCCGUGUACUUCACGACGCUCUUCGCAUUGGCAUCUUCCAUUGCAGCCGAAGAAAAAACAGAGAGUUCUUCCGCAGCUACUUCUCCCGAAAGCAAGAACGAGAAAGCUGAGAUCAAAGUGCUCGAGGCAUCCUUUGCGCUGGCUAUAUCGGCCGGAGUGUGCUCGGCAGGAGUGUGGUGCUCCAACAUUAUCGGAUAUCGCAGUGGAAGCAUGGCGGUGAUCACAGCCCUGGCCGUGAUCCUGGCAACGAUGUUUCCAUCACGUCUCGGCCCGCUGGUAUCGACUGGCCAAGGCCUCGCUCUCCUCCUCAUGCAGGUUUUCUUCGCGACAGUGGGUGCCAGUGGGAGCAUUCGCUCCGUGCUCGCCACCGCUCCAUCGCUCUUCCUCUUCUGCGUCGUCCAGAUUGGAGUCCAUUUGCUCAUCGUCCUGGGAGUCGGGAAGCUCCUUGGAGUGGAGAAGCGUUUGCUCCUGCUCGCUUCCAACGCCAACGUCGGCGGCCCCACGACCGCCGCUGGAAUGGCCACCGCCAAAGGCUGGACGAGCUUGAUCGUCCCGGGAAUCCUCGCCGGCAUCUUUGGCAUCUCCAUCGCUACCUUCCUCUCCAUCGCGCUGGGCAUCACCCUCCUCCAAAAGCUCUAAAGCUCACUAAGUCGCUGGUCAAACAUGGUCAAGCUUGGAAUAUUCUCCCAAGCUUGGAAUAUUCGCC
Molecule: messenger RNA, 1423 nt
Organism: Selaginella moellendorffii
Lineage: Eukaryota; Viridiplantae; Streptophyta; Lycopodiopsida; Selaginellales; Selaginellaceae
Exons: 6
Coding region: 55-1356 (433 amino acids)
Source: RefSeq, a predicted model, not a curated record